CCUAUAUAUACUGCACUAUUGUGUGAUCACGAUCCAUCGAUAUAUAUAUAUGAUCUGUCUUGUGAGUUGAUCAAUCCAUUCGUGACGUGCUAAAGCUUUAGCUGAAGAUCCAAAAAAAAAAAAAGAUAGUUAGGCUAGCUAACAUUAAUUUAUGGCUGCCACGCCGUGGCCGGCGCCGGGGACGACGAUGACGUCGUCGUUGCUGGCGCUCCUGCUGGUGGUGGCGGUGGCGGUGGCGGAAGCGGCGGUGCCGGCGGACACGGCGCGGGAUGUAAGCCGCGUAAACCGGCAGGGGCCGUUCGUCGGUGUGGUGGUGCCCAACGGGUUCGAGAUGGAGCCGCUCCUCCACUCGCCGGAGUUCUCGUCGGCCAGGAAGCUGCCUGCUUACCUCGACGUCGCAGGAAGGAGAUUUCGCUUCGGAACAAUAGGAGAGAAGAAGGUGAUUGUCGUCAUGACAGGCCUUGGCAUGCUCAACUCCGGCGUGACCACCCAGCUCCUCCUCACCCUCUUCGACGUCGAGGGCAUCGUCCACUUCGGCAUCGCCGGCAACGCCGACCCCGACCUCCACAUCGGCGACGUCACCGUGCCGCGCUACUGGGCGCACACCGGCCUCUGGAACUGGCAGCGCUAUGGCGAUGGGCCGGAGAAGGAGCUCGCGCUGGAGUCCAAUGGCGACUACACGCGAAAGUACGGGGCGCUCAACUUCUCCGACUAUAGCGUCGGCGGCGACAAGCCGGCAGCAGGCAACCUGCUGAACAGCGUGUGGUACCAGCCGGAGGAGGUGUUCCGGGCGGGCGGCACGCCGGAGUCCCGCGGCCACGAGUUCUGGGUCCCCGUCGACGACCGGUACUACCAGCUCUCCCGGAAGCUGGAGGCGAUGACGCUGGAGCGCUGCGUCAACGGCUCGGGGGCGGGGGCGACGCCGACGCCGACGUGCCUGCCGCGGCGGCCGGCGGUGGCGCGCGUCGAGCGCGGGUGCAGCGCCAGCGUGUUCGUCGACAACGCGGCGUACCGGCAGUUCCUGCGGUCCAGGCUCGGCGUGACGGCGAUCGACAUGGAGACGGCCGCUGUCGCGCUCGUGGCGCUGCAGCAGAGGACGCCGUUCAUCGCCAUACGGUCGCUCUCCGACCUCGCCGGCGGCGGCUCGGCGGAGUCGAACGAGGCCGGCGCGUUCGCGGCGCUGGCGUCGCAGAACGCCGUGGCCGUCGCCAUCCGCUUCAUAACGCUGUUAAGCUAAUUAGAUAUGUACUCUUUCGAUUCUUUUUACAGUACACCAAAGUAGUGUGAGCCAUCCAUUAAACAUUGUUAUUAUUAAUCAUUGCAACAAAAUAAGGAAAAGAAUCAUGUUUUCUUGCAUGUACACCAAAUCACAAUGAAUACAUUGAAAAAUAUACUAAAAAUAUUCAA
Oryza brachyantha (malo sina) is the source of this 1407-nucleotide messenger RNA. Its product is annotated as bark storage protein A-like. The transcript is spliced from 4 exons. The coding region runs from base 152 to 1237 and encodes 361 amino acids. Lineage: Eukaryota; Viridiplantae; Streptophyta; Magnoliopsida; Poales; Poaceae. The record is from RefSeq and is a predicted model, not a curated record. Gene Ontology annotation, biological process: nucleoside metabolic process. Gene Ontology annotation, molecular function: catalytic activity.